This is a messenger RNA of Microsporum canis CBS 113480, 708 nucleotides long. RefSeq lists its product as hypothetical. The record is from RefSeq and is a predicted model, not a curated record. Lineage: Eukaryota; Fungi; Ascomycota; Eurotiomycetes; Onygenales; Arthrodermataceae. The transcript is spliced from 2 exons. Bases 1 to 708 code for a protein of 235 amino acids.
AUGUCCUGGCCGUCGUCUACCUCAUCACGCAUAUUCCACAUAUACAACUCCUUCCCGAUACACUACAGGAUAUCGGACCCGCAGAAACGACCACUCUACCACGUCGAUAACUCCUACUUCACCCCCAGCACGCCUGAUCUAAGCCUGCAUCUAGGAGAAGAUAGAAAGGGUCCAUUGGCCGCCGUCUGCAAAUUCGUCUUGUUUUCCACAUGUUCAAAAAUAGGAUUGUCGCCUAACCUUCCAAAGAGCUAUGAUGACCGUCUCAGCAAAGAAGUUUUUAAAACCGCCAAUGUCAGGACAAGUACCGAAGAUAUGACUUGGGAAGACCUAACUCGGGAAAGUCGUGACCAUUCGACGUAUAGGUUUGAGAUGGAUGUUAUGGUGCAGAGUCAGCGGCGGGGACCAGAGCUUGGGCGUCGUGCGUUUGUCUGGAAGAGGACUCAUUCUAUGGGGGUGGAAUCGUCUAAACCGUCCAAGUUGAGUGCGUGCAAUUACAAACUGGUCGAUGAGGAGACCGGUAAGAUUCUAGCAGUUAUUGCGAAUAACGGGCUGAAGAGCAUGAGCAAGAAAGGGAAGAUGGAGCUGUUUGACAUUGACGAAUAUGCGUUUGCGGGCGAGCAGCUUGAUAUCAUGGUUUUGAUGACUGGGAUUGCUCUGCUGGAGAAGGAGAGGAGGAGGAGAGCACAGCGUAGAUAUGAUUAUUAUUGA